AUGUUUCCCGCAGCAAUUCUCGCAGGUCUCUGCCUCAGCGCCUCUCAACUCUGGUCUACCACGGCCGCUCAACCCACCCCACAAGACAGCACCAGCUUCGACAUCUACCACAACGUCAGCGCUCUCUUCCCAAACUCCAAAAGCGACCUUUCGCGCUUCGACGUCGACGCCCGCUUCCACGGCUACAACUCCAGCGUCCAAUCAUGGAUGACAUCGCUCGACCCCUCAACCGGCUCCACCGACGAACAGAAAGCCGAACUGGUAACCGCCGCCGCCUACGCCAAACCCUAUGACCCCACGGACCCCGAAAUGGUGCAAGAUGUGCACGAUCUGCUCGCCGCAGUCAACGGCACCACCGCUGCUAUCACCACCCGCGACCUCGAGGUUCGGCAAGGCUCGCGUUUUAUUCUGGGGGCAGGCCAUGCGGUCGUCUGGGGUGCUUGCGCGACGUUCUAUUCAUGUAUCUCCGGAACGACGUGUGCGUUUGAUGUCAAGAUUGAUCAGGCGCCCCGCAGUCAGUGCCAGCAGGUUGCGCAGAGUAAUUGUUGUGUUAGCUGGAGUACGUAUAAAGUGCGAGCGGGGUUCUUCACUAGUACGUGGACGACGUGCGAUGAUGAGGUUAAGGCGCAGGGGAAGACUGAGGUGAGUUGUGAGGGGUAUGAUGGGAGUGGGAGCCAAGGAGGAGAUGUCUGUUUUAGUAAUCGGCCGAAUGGUUGUACCUAG
Bacidia gigantensis is the source of this 723-nucleotide messenger RNA. RefSeq lists its product as uncharacterized. The transcript has a single exon. Bases 1 to 723 code for a protein of 240 amino acids. The record is from RefSeq and is a predicted model, not a curated record. NCBI's taxonomy places the organism in Eukaryota, Fungi, Ascomycota, Lecanoromycetes, Lecanorales, Ramalinaceae.